GCCACUACCGUCUCUUUCUUUUCCUCCUCCUCGCUCUCUCCAAAAAACCCAACCACCUCACCGCGUUCCCCCGGAGCCUCGAGGCAGGCGGCGGCAGCGGCAUGGCGGCCGUCUCGGCCGCGGCGGGAUGGACCGCUGAGGACGACGUCCUCCUCAAGAACGCCGUCGAGGUUGGUGCCUCUUUGGAGUCCUUGGCUAAAGGAGCUAUGUGCUUUUCCCGUAAAUUCACCCUUCAAGAAUUGCAGGAUCGUUGGUAUUCAUUGCUAUAUGAAUUGGAGACCUCAUUACAAGCAUCUGCCCGCAUGGCCAAGUAUGAGGCGGAGCUUUCAACCUCCAAUCCUGCUAAAGCAAAUAAGCUUUUCAACUCAAAGGCAAAAGUGUUUUCCCUGUGCAAGCGGAAAAUAGAUAGUGUAAAGAAUCAGUAUUAUGCAAUGAGAAAGAGAGUUUGCCAUGAACCAUGUUUAUCUGCUGAUUUUGGUUAUGUUAUUGCACCCUGCUCAUGUAGUCCUAUUGAUGGUGGUGAUUGUGCAUGUGGAGGCUUACUUAAACGUUUGGAAGGCCGUCUUUUGGUUCACAAAGUUGAUCCAUCAGGAGCUGUUGUAAAUGGCUAUGGAUGUAUAGGUGGAAGCUGUUCCGAGGAACAACAUGUACAUUCCAAUGGUAAUGGACAAUACUCAUUCCAUACGGAGCAUGCUAGCCCUGAUGGCAGCAUCGUAAUAGAUGGAAACAGCAACCAUGAAAGCCUACAUGACUACUCAGAUGAAGACCAGUUAUAUGGAUAUGACUACAUGCAGAAGAAUCUUCAGAUCAGGGAAAGGAAUAUAGUCUCUACAGAUAAUAGGUCAGAUCUUAGCGAUCAGUACGACAAUGGAGCUACAGGAUCAAAAUCUCUACCGAGCAUUGCUCAAGAUGACGUGAAGCUUGGCCAAUUUUCCGGUGACAGCACAGGAGGGUUGCUUGAACCAGGCUCAUUCAAAGCAAUUAGUCAAAAGUGGUGUUCUCAGGCACCUAGCAUUCCUACUUGGAGUAAGGUUCAGGGUGUUAAUUCAUCUGAUAUACUGACAGAUAUGAGUAGAACUGAGCGAAAAACUCUUAUGCUUUCUGAUGACAAGAAAAUGGAAACAAAUAACAGUGAUGCACUUGCCUUUCAGUCAAAUUUAGAUGGUGUUAUAUCUGAUUCUGGUUUACGCAAUGAAAUGGUGCCAGAAGGUGGAUUCAUGCAUCCCAAUCUAAAGGGUUUCAGUCAGAAAGAAGACCUUGAGCUCGUCAGCAGUGAACAUUUUUCGGAUUCUGCACUGGACACAAAUCAGGAAGAUUUAGGUGGCUCUCAAGCUAAAGUUUUUCUGAAGGGAAGCUCCAGAGGGCCCCACCUGUCCCCCUCUGACGCAACCAACUGUGAUAACCGCAUAGAUCCUAUCCAAAAGAAACAUAAUGUGGCAGAUGUUUCUGGAAUAAACACUAUACUUGCCUUAUCAGAAGUGCUUUAUCCUGUACAUGAUGUCGAGUGCAUGUUGAACACAGAAGAUUCUGAAAUUCCUCUCAAUGAUCAUAUCCUUAUACCUGGCGAGUCCUCUUUAGAACCCAUGUGUACUUUUGACCAGGAUUCUCAGCAUGAUACGUAUUUGGUUCCCACCACACUGAUAAAUAUGGAAAAUGUCCAACCUUUACCACCACCACCACCAAUAACGCUGGAACCAGCCAUCCUAGAGAAAAAGGAAAAUAUUGUGUCUCUUAAUGAAGGUUGUAUUGUAGGAAGUGAACCUGGCCUGCAUGGUGACUUUUGUGGUAACAAUGCAAACAUGCAUACGUUAGCUCUGCAUUCUAUCGAUGUUGGUGAAGAAACAACUUGUGGUUUCGUUCAACAUGAGUGUUGUGAUAAUUUGCAGAAUUUGACGUUGGACAAGUCAAUUCAAGUGCCCGAUCAAAUGCAUUGCAAGUUUCUUGCUGGUAAGGUCCAAAUAGGCUGUGAAACUGCUAUCCAGAACUGGGCGUUGUCUCAUGCCUUGCCAGAUACGGAAUUUCAUAAUCCCAUUGAAACCAUUUCAAUUUCGGGCCAAGCAGAAGGGUCUGACAGUGAGAACAGUGUUCCAAACUAUUUUGACCUUGAAGCAUUGAUACUUGAUCAGGACUUAAUUCCAUGGGAUCAAGAAUCUGACUUCAUCCAACCUGAAGUUUCAAGGUUUCAGUAUCCUGAAAGCAGGAAGGAUUUGAUAAGACUAGAGAAAGGUGCUUGCUCUUAUAUGAACAGAUCUAUCAUGUCUAAGGGUGCUUUCGCAGUUCUUUAUGGCCAACAUUUGAAGUACUACAUAAGGGAUCCUGAGGUAACCCUUGGGAGAGAAACAGGAGAGGUACAUGUUAAUAUUGAUUUGGGAAAAGAAGGGAAGGCCAAUAAAAUAUCCCGUCGACAGGCAGUUAUCAAGAUGGACGAUAGUGGAUCUUUCUACAUAAAAAAUACUGGGAAGUGUUCAAUUUUUGUGAAUAGCAAAGAAGUACCAUGUAACAAACGUAUCAACUUAAUCUCAGACUCAUUACUUGAGAUAAGGAACAUGAAAUUCAUUUUUCACGUGAACCAUGACGCUGUAAAGAAGCACAUAGCUCGCAUCAGGAAAGGAAGCUCCCAAGGCGAGAACACAGCAUUUGUUUGGAAUCAGAACCCAUGAAUCAAGUUUAUGAGCAAGCUCAUUUGUGACUAUGAUCGCUAAUUUAUCUCUUCCUGAUAGAACCUUGUCAUCCAGUUAACUUGCCUCCACCCGUUAUAUGUAAUUCGUUGUAUAUUCUUGGUUCUUC
Phragmites australis (common reed) is the source of this 2787-nucleotide messenger RNA. RefSeq lists its product as uncharacterized. The record is from RefSeq and is a predicted model, not a curated record. Gene Ontology annotation, biological process: positive regulation of transcription by RNA polymerase II. Gene Ontology annotation, molecular function: G-quadruplex RNA binding; protein binding. NCBI's taxonomy places the organism in Eukaryota, Viridiplantae, Streptophyta, Magnoliopsida, Poales, Poaceae. Bases 102 to 2660 code for a protein of 852 amino acids. The transcript is spliced from 7 exons. Gene Ontology annotation, cellular component: Ino80 complex; NSL complex; MLL1 complex.